Funneliformis mosseae is the source of this 429-nucleotide messenger RNA. Lineage: Eukaryota; Fungi; Glomeromycota; Glomeromycetes; Glomerales; Glomeraceae. The record is from the annotation of a GenBank genome assembly.
AUGGGAACAGUAUCAAAGAUAAAGAUAUUGGUACCAGCUGGUAAAGCAACACCAACUCCACCAAUAGGACCAGCAUUAGGACAGAGAGGAGUGAAAGCUAUAGAUUUUUGCAAACAAUUCAAUGAACUAACAAAAAAUUACGAAUUAGAUACACCAAUUCCAACAAUAAUUCAAAUACAACCUGAUCGUAAGUUUACGUUUAUGUGUAAUAUGCCACCAACAGCUUGGUUAUUAAAGAGGGCUGCAAGAAUUGAAAAAGGUGCAGCUAAACCAAAGCAUGAAAUUGCUGGUAGAGUUAGUUUAAAACAUAUUUAUGAAAUUGCCAAAAUUAAACAAAAACAAAAUAAUAUGAAAAAUCACGAUUUAAAAUUUAUUUGUAAAUCUAUUGUUGCUUCUGCUGGUGGUAUUGGAAUUGAGGUUGUUCCAUAA